This is a messenger RNA of Truncatella angustata, 1157 nucleotides long. Its product is annotated as ADP-ribosylation factor family-domain-containing protein. The record is from RefSeq and is a predicted model, not a curated record. Gene Ontology annotation, molecular function: GTP binding; GTPase activity. Gene Ontology annotation, cellular component: microtubule cytoskeleton; cytoplasm. NCBI's taxonomy places the organism in Eukaryota, Fungi, Ascomycota, Sordariomycetes, Amphisphaeriales, Sporocadaceae. The coding region runs from base 162 to 707 and encodes 181 amino acids. Gene Ontology annotation, biological process: protein folding. The transcript is spliced from 5 exons.
GCACCAGACUGCCACUGCGUCUAGACUAGCCUAAGUGGAGACAGUUUUCUUUCUGAACGAACCACUCUUGAAAGUUAGCAAAGCAAGGCAAGGUCGAAAACUAUCGUCGUCAUAAGCAGAUCCUCGUGAUCAAUCCCGAAAAAGAAAAGGAAACAGCGACGAUGUUAUCAAUUCUCAGGAAAGCGCGGCUGAAGGACAAGGAGAUGAGAAUCCUGAUGCUAGGAUUGGAUAAUGCGGGCAAAACUACUAUUGUCAAAAAGAUCAUGAACGAGGAUGUGAACACCGUUAGCCCGACUUUGGGAUUCAUCAUCAAGACUAUAGAUUAUGAAGGGUACAAGCUGAAUAUCUGGGACGUUGGUGGUCAGAAGACGCUGCGAUCGUACUGGAGGAAUUAUUUCGAGAAGACAGAUGCCCUUAUAUGGGUGGUGGAUGCGACAGAUCGAUUACGCAUUGAGGACUGCAGGGAAGAAUUACACGGUCUCUUACAAGAAGAGCGACUUUCUGGUGCGAGUCUCUUGGUGUUUGCGAACAAGACGGACGUUCAGGGAUGCAUGGAUGAAGGCGAGAUAUUGCAAGGUCUUCAGCUGAAGAACAUUCGGACUCACCGAUGGCAGGUUCUGCGCUGUAGUGCUAUGACCGGCGAAAACCUCAAGGAAGGCCUUGCUUGGGUUGUCGAAGAUGCCAAAGCAAGGCUUUUCUUGUAUUAAAGUCAUCAGUCAGAUAGGCGCGCAUCUCUUCAUUCGUGUUGCAGGUCCCGAAAUGUUAUUCCGUAUGGAUGAGUAACAAACAUUUAGCAUUUGCGUGGGGUUCGACAAUCCGGACCUUCAGCCGGACCGUGCGUUUCGGCUGCCAGCCAUGUAACAUCGAAAAGUACCGAUCAGAAGGAUCUCUAUCUGGAGAACUAGAUAUCAAUUCAAUGUAGCAUGACGAAAUAUUGUUCUGUCAAGAGAUGUGGUCAUGGGCAAGUGAAUUGUCUGGCAGGUCGAUUGGACAAAGGGGCUGCAUAUCAAUUCUCGCACUCGAGAAAUAGGCAGUAUGGUGUAACUAAGGCAGUAUUCAGACACGGUUGAGCCGGAGUGGUAGGCGUUUGAAAAGAGAAAGUAUUCGUCCCAAGUGUCGUUUCAAGAUUGCAGGAAACUUUCAUUUUGCAAAUGCAG